ACACACGGCCUCGAUAGGCGGAGACCAACCGCAGAAAACAGGAACAUAGAUAAGACGCUCCAAAGUUCACAUGCACACCUGAGCAUGACAACACCUUUAUUUUUUAUUCGUGUGAAACCGACUGGACUCUGUUCUUCUGUUACUUAAACAGCAACCAUCAAAUCAUGUUCAUACAACUUCAACAAGUUUGUCAAGAUGAGAUUAUUGCGAGCUUGAGGAUGCAAAGGAAGGAAAUUAUGUAUUUCUGACUGGAUGUUUAUUGGAAGUUUUACACCAGGAUAUCUUCUCACGGCUGUGGAUAUGUGGUCCCUAAGUGCUGUGGUUCUUCUGCUAUGUUUUAAUGGUUUUUGGUGUGAUGGAUGUAAUCUGACAAAGCCUUAUUUUGAGUCCAGGAAUUUUCAUCAUGUUCUCCAUUGGAAUAAAGUUGAUAUUCCGGGUAAAGUUGUUCUCUACAGCGUCCAAUACCACAUCUAUGGUGAGCCAUACAAACCAGCGAUGUGGUGCCAAAACAUCACAACUCGUCUAUGUGACCUCACGUCUGUAAUGACGGUGACUGAGGUGACCACCAGAUAUUAUGCCAAGAUCACAGUGGAUGGACUCUGUGUGGGAGAAAUCGAUUUUUAUCCCUAUGUGAAAACCAUUCUGGAAGCUCCAGAGGUGUCCGUGUCUUGGAAUGAAACGUCACUGAACGUUAAGAUUUUACCCCCGAUGGGUCCGGACAAACGCUCCAUGAAGGACAUCAGCUGCUGGGGAAUCUGUCAACAUCCCAUGAAGUUCACCGUUAAGCUGACGCAGCCCAAGUUUGCAGUCGGAAUGGUAUACGAGAGUACAGAUUCAGUAUUGGUGUUGCCUGUAGAAACAGACACGAAGUAUUGUGGAGAUGUUGUAUAUUCACUCACACAUCCCAUCUCAUCACGUCAAAGUGAAACAAAAUCAUUCUGUGUGACUACCUCAGCAAGUAACACCUGGUUUUGUCUAGUUCUCCUGCCUGCUCUUCUGGCUGUUCUCCUACUCAUAAUCUUAUCCGUGGUGCUUUGUCAACAGUCCAUGAAAGGGAAAGGUUCCUGGCCAAAAGCUCUGGUGCUGCCAAAGAAAAACCUUUCUUUUUAUUCCGAACCCCUGGACGAAAUAUCCAAAGUACAGGUGUGUUCGGGAUUUGUUGGAAACAGCCUGAAUCUUGAUGUCGAUCAGGAAAAGUCAAGAGUUGUAAGUAAUUGUAGCGGUUACGCGUCUCAGAACUCUCGUGAUCUUCAAUGGACAAACAGUGAUGAGGAGAUGUCAGCUGACUGCUCGAGCGCUGAACAUUCGGUCAACUACACAAUGGUUGUCGGCGUCCGUCCGCCUGAGGAAUCAUCAGAUGAUGACCAGACGCGUGAAACCACCUCAGAAUUAUCUCUGAAGAAGAAGCAAAACAGCGAUUCAGUGAGCCAGGAGCUUACAAUCUCUGAAAGCAUUAACAAACCUCUAGUGGUUCCAGUUAUUCCUGAUGCCAAUGGUUUGUUGCAGUUUAAAGGAUUUUUAUUUCAGCCCGGAUCAGAGAGUUUACUUGGAGACAGGACGCCAUUACUAACCGAUCUAAUCAUUGAGGACUCAAGUUGCAAUUCGACGUACCGACCCGUAAAUGUUUCUGAUCUCUCAACGGUGACGUCCAACUACAGGCAGAACUGGCUGCCGGGGACGCCUCUGGAGGGGUAUCGGGCGCAGAGGACUUAUGUUUUGAGGAAAGGUCACCUGCAGGAGUCGACUGAAGCUCAGGAGAAAGAGCACGAGGACUUGGAAAUUGGAGAAGAAUCGAAAGAGUGUCUGGCCUUUUUGGACAGAUGGAUGUUAAAAAUGGAAGGAUAAUCUUUGAUUUGGAAUAGUCGGAGAUAGCCGUCAUCCGUUAUCAUUCUUAUGAAGAUGAAUAGCCGUUGCUCAGUUGGCAAUGAACUGUCAGCUCCAGAGUUCUGGAGACAAACUGAGCCAAUCACCUUAGCUGUAAAUGUCAUGUGACUGAUCGCUGUUAAGAAGGAACAUGACAGCCGGAUUUUGAUGAUGGCUUUUCUGUAGCCAAUGUAAAGGUUGUGUUCGAAACACUUAAAUUGUUUAUUUCUGCUUUAUAGGCAUCACCAAAAGACCAAAUGGCAGUCUCUGUUACCCAGCAGGCAUAUGACCUUCAACGUUGAGAUUUGGUUGAAAUAAUGACCAUUUCAAUGUUGAAACAACGUUCAUAUAACAGUUAAUGCUAAAUGGUUGCAAAAGGUUAAUAAAAUGCUUAAAAAUCAGCGUUAAAAUUUGGUUCACAUAAUCUCAGUUGUUUGUUAAACUCAAUCGUUGACUCAAUUUACAAAAUUAAAAGGUAAUUUAACCCUGAAUCAACGAUGAAUCAACGUCGAAAUGCCUGCUGGGUUUCUAACAAACACAUCUCACACUAAACAUGUGCUGUUAGUUGAGUUAAUAUUAUAUUGUUGGUUUGGUCUGGUUGGGAUGUUUUAAUAGCACUACAGGGAUUUUCCAUCUACUGUAUCGAUGAAGUUGUAAUAUGAAAUAGGACGACAUAUUUUAAAGGAAUAGUUCAUGGAAAAACUUAAACGUAUGCCAUCAUUUACAGACAUUUUUUUAAUGAUCUCAAAUUGUGUCCUGAAGAAACACGUUUGAAACAACAAAGGGGUGAAGAAAUUAUGACGAUUUUUCAUUUUGGGUGAAUUAAAGUAUAUCAACAAUCCUUUAAAGGUCACCUAAUAUGGCAAUUUUUCAAGAUGUAAUAUUAGUGUUCCCAGAAGGUCAUUUAUUUUACCGUGUUGAAAAGGCCAAUUUUUGUUGUGCAGAAAAAGUGUUUUUUUUUGUGUGUGUGUCUCUUCCUGUUUACUAUUAUCUAUACCAAACACAAACAUCGCUUUUAAUAUUACAAUUACCUUACUUCAUUGUUCAUAAUAAACGUGCAGUAUGACCUAACUGUGCUCUUUGGACAGUUGUGGGCGGGGCCUGCACAAAGUGAUGUCAGUUUGUGCAGAAAACGGCAUCGGUUCGUCCAAUGAGACUGUCGAGGUUUCAUGGGAUUUAAACAACAUAUAAAUGUGAAUUUCAUAUAUUAGGUGACAUUUUAAAGGAAUGUUGUUUCUUUUAAAUAUUUUACAUUUUCACUGACGUAUGUAAAUAGUUUUUUUUGUGCACUUUUGACUGAAAAUUGUUCAUUUGAAGCAUGGCCGUUUGUAAAACUGUUAAUCUGUCCAGCCAUUUCAUUUUGUCGUAUGUCUACGUUUUAACUUAUUUAAAAGAGACUUAACUUUAACAUGUUUUCCAGACAGGGUUUAGAUUAAGGCUUCACUUAUUUUAGGACAUUUAAGUUAUUUUUACAAACAUACCUUGAUGUGAAUCCUGAGACAAAACAAUGGUAAUGAUAUAUUUUUAACUCAAUUAUGCAUUUUAAUCUGGGACUAGACUUAAACCCUGUCUGGUAAACCAUCCCUUUAUCAAUAACGUUGACGUUAUUGACAGUACAUUAUUUGCAUUGUUUCUGUAAGACUGAAUAACAUUUUUAUUAUUGAUAUUAAACACCGUUCACCAGUCAUUUUACUUUUAAAUUCUGACGCAUGCCAGUCAAGUGAGGAAAAUAUAAAAAGAUUUUAAUCAUUUGAAUCAUCUGGAUUGGAUUGUGGCGGUUUUAUUACAGAAUAGAGGCAGCUGGUUGAAGAUGCUGAAGGAUUCAUGAUGUUGUUUUAGAGACAUUACAGCGUAUUACAUUUUGAUAAAAUAUUACAAAGCUCAAGACUUCUUUGUUUUGGACUGUAUUUAUGUAACGUAUAUUGGAACAGUGUUGUAAAUAGCAUUUAUAUUUGUCUUUAAAACCUUGUACUGUAACUAUUAUUAACACGGAAAUGUUUGGCAGUUUUACAUUUGUAUGUUAAUCUAUAAUUCAGAAUAAGCUUACAGUAUGCUGGAUGUUUAGACAUGGCAGGCUUGACUCGCGAUAAACAAUUCCAGAAGCUUCCAGGCGUGAAGUAGGAAUUUGCAUAUCAAAAAAAAAGCUUUGUUCCUUGUAUGUUUCUUGGAGUUUGUUCAAUAGACUUUAUAGGGUUUUCACGUGCUGUGUUAUGAGGAAGUCCAGCAGUCUUAUAAAAGCUCUUUGUCACAUUCCAAAAGACUUUAAAUAACUUUAUGCACCUGCUCAAUCUGUUUCGGGAAGAUACACAAAACAAUCAGGUUAAGUAACUCCAGGUAAAAAGUUCAGCAAAAGGUUUAUAGAAAUGUCUGUCACUCAGGUCUGUUGAAAUUGUCAUGCUUAUUAUAUGAAGUAUAAUAUCUAAAUUCUCAGUCCUGAUGUUUACAUGCCAAACUGUUCAACGUUUCUUUAACUGUUGUUUCAGUAUAUUGGUGAUUUACAAAAGCUGCAUUAAUGUUUGUUAAACCUCAGAUUAUAUUUAGUGUACUAUACCUCACAUUCAUGUUUAAACACUGUACAAGGUGCAGACAAUGCAAAGGUCACAGUAAUUAUCUUUAUGUGCUCAUAAACCACAUACUGUACAGUUCCUGUAAUAUAUGAAAGAUGUUUUCCUGCCAACAAGGCAAAUACUGUCAUGUACUUUAGUAUUUACUAUAGUAAAAUUUGUAGAUGCAAUAGUUUCUGAACCUUAACAUUGUGAAUAUUAAAGUUUACUACAGUAUUUACUUUAUGUACUUCAAAAUGAUGUAGUAUACAUUAACUCGUUCCCCGACAUUUUAACAAUUUUAACAAUCUGAAACGCAAGUGCGAAGCGCAAUGCGCAAGUGACUUUGUGGGCGGAUCUUGGGCGCUGUUGCUAUUUUCCCGGCGGGAGAAAUAACUCUUGUGCCGGGCGCAAAUCAAUAAGGGGUUGGUCUGAAGUAGGUUCAUUAUUCAUAGGUGUGGUUUGGGCGUAACUUCAAAUAAACCAAUCAGAACGCUAUCCAACAUUCCCUUUAAACGCAAGGGCGCAAGUUCCAUGGCGGGUUGCUAUUAUUAUGACGGAUUUACCAGGCGCACGGCAGGAGCGGUUCACAGCCGAGGAGACCGACGUUCUUGUAAGAGCAGUCAAAGACAGAGAAGUUGUUUUGUAUGGGGAUGGGAGAAACCCGCCCAAAUCAGCGUAGGUUAAACAGGCGUGAGAGGAAAUAGCCACAAUUGUCUCAUCAGCUGGCAUCCCCAUCGUUGCGCCAGCAUAAAUCGGGCACGCCGUGUAACGGGAGGUGGAUCUGCCGCUACACAGACGCCAGCAGAGGACAUCGCUGCGUCCACCCUCACCGCUGAAAGGGUUUGGGGGCUUUGAAAUCGGACCCAAGAAACGCAAGCAAGGUCCAACCCCAAAGUACUCUUACAAAUCAAGUUCAUAUAAAUUAAGGUUUCUUAGAAAAUAUUUUAAUCGUUAUUUGCAUGAUAAUUUUUUAACGCAGCCACACAAUAAAUAAAAACUAUCACCGCAAUGCUCACCACAAUGAUUCCCCUUAUCUCAUGUGUUAAUUUUUUUUAGUGUAACAAUUUAUGAUUUGCAAAAAUAACUUUUGCAUCUGUGUAGAUUAGAUAAGCAAAGUGUGUGCGCGUUGUGCACGCAACACAUUAUGGUCAAGCAUGCGCCCACAAAAUAGCAUAAUGAACAACGCGCCACUGACUUUAGACUAGUUUUUUUUUGGUCAGUGGCGCAAUUGUUUUUUGAAACUGCAAAAUAGCAUCAGGGAUGGUUUGCGCCGCAACACGCCUCCUUUUUUGCGCUGAACCGCCCAGGGAGCGCAAGUUCAUUCCCUAGUUUGCCGACGUGCGUCUGUGGAGGGAAAAACCCACUGUGCGCUGGUACAAAAAUUGAAUGAUACAUGCGUCACUGACAAAGUCAAUUGCGCUGGGUGCAAGAUAGGGCCCUGUGUAUGUUUUGAUAAUCAUUCUGAAUCAGAUCUCUAACAAAAUUCCUUCACAUAAAUGCAAUUAUUUCAGCUUUUUGCUUAAAAAGACUAUUUUAAAAGAAAAAUACCCAUAUUUAAGAGUUUAUGGGUUGGUUUCCCAGACAGGGUUUAUCCUAGUCCUAGACAUAUCUUUACAUAAUAUCAGUGCCAUUUUUUUUUCUCAAGAUGCACACCAGAAAUGUUUUCUGUAAGGUUUGUUUGUAAAAAUGUCCUAAUAAAUCUAAGGCCUAGUCCUUGACUAAUCUAAACCUUGUCCAGGAAACCACCCCUAUAAGCAGAGAAAAAAUAUAUAGAUAUGAUGAAACGUUAUUUUCCCAUUUUGUUUGAUUGUUUGUUUGAAAGCAGAGGGCCUGUGUAAUGCUACAAUUUACUAUAGUAAAUACUGCAGUAUAUUACAGUAUUUUUCUGUGGGUGUAUUUUCUGUUUGGAGAUUUGAAACAUUACUGAAAUGUGAUUAUUUUAUAGUACAAUAAAUGUAUUUUUAAUAAUG
This is a messenger RNA of Paramisgurnus dabryanus, 6379 nucleotides long. RefSeq names its product interferon lambda receptor 1 (gene ifnlr1). Gene Ontology annotation, molecular function: cytokine receptor activity; protein binding. Lineage: Eukaryota; Metazoa; Chordata; Actinopteri; Cypriniformes; Cobitidae. Gene Ontology annotation, cellular component: plasma membrane. Gene Ontology annotation, biological process: cytokine-mediated signaling pathway. The record is from RefSeq and is a predicted model, not a curated record.